This is a messenger RNA of Beta vulgaris subsp. vulgaris (sugar beet), 4819 nucleotides long. RefSeq names its product protein ROOT PRIMORDIUM DEFECTIVE 1. Lineage: Eukaryota; Viridiplantae; Streptophyta; Magnoliopsida; Caryophyllales; Amaranthaceae. The record is from RefSeq and is a predicted model, not a curated record. Gene Ontology annotation, molecular function: RNA binding. The coding region runs from base 198 to 1466 and encodes 422 amino acids. The transcript is spliced from 6 exons.
UCGUAUUGCUUCAUUUUGGGUUUUAUCUAGGUCAAUGAAUGUGUGUUAUUUCGGGCCUCGGGGUCACUUUUUCAUUUGGAUGACUUUGGUUCAGGUGAAAUCAGUUUAAUUUGGUAAUUGGAAAUUGGAAAGGGAGGGAAUUUGACAUCGAGAACCGUUGCUUGUAACUUCUAACUUCUCUCUUUCUCUCUUACGACAUGAGAUCACCAUUGUUCAAAAUUCUUUCAAACAACACAUUUUAUUCUCAAACAUCCCCAACAUCACCAUUCACAUUUGGCCCAUUCAAUUUCUCCAUUCAAAGAAGAUGGAAAAAACCCGCUGACACUGCACAAACCCGUUUAGAGUUUCGAACCCGGGACCUGAAACUUGACUUCUUCACUUCCCAAUUGAGGAAACUUAACAUUGCACUCCAACUGUUCGACUUAAUGUCUCAAAGAAGACGCCCUUAUGUUUCAGUGCAAAUUAUGUCUCGUUGGACGAAUUUAGUUGGUCUUAACGUUAGCAUGGGUGAUUACAUUGGAGUAUACCCACAUGUUUUUGAGGUUUUCACGCACCCAGUUAGGAAGAAUGUUUGUUGCAGUGUUACAAGAAAGAUGAUGGCUUUGUUGGAGGAGGAAAAAGUUGUGAUGAAGGAAUGUGAAUUGGACAAUGUUAGACGGAUUAAGAAGCUUUUGAUGAUGUCAAAAGAGGGUAUGCUUCAUUUACAUGCUCUGCGAUUGGUGAGGCGAGAGUUGGGGUUGCCAAUUGAUUUUAGAGAGUCAAUAUUAAGAAAGUAUAGUGAUGAUUUUAAGUUGGUUGAUCUUGAGGUAGUGGCUUUAGUGCAGAGGGAUGAUUGUUUGGCGGUUGCGAAUGUAGAGCAUUGGAGGGAAAAGGAAUACAGAGAGAAAUGGUAUAGUGAAUUUGAGACCAAGUAUGCUUUCCCUAUGUAUUUUCCUACAGGUUUUAAGAUAGAGAUAGGAUUUAAGGACAAGCUAAAGAAUUGGCAAAGAUUGUCUUAUGUGAAGCCUUAUGAUAGAGAGGUUAAGCGUAGUCGUACCAAAGCUGGGAUUGAGCGUUUUGAGAAACGAGUUGUCGGAAUAUUACAUGAGUUUCUAAGCUUGACGAUUGAGAAAAUGAUGAAUGUUGAAAGAUUGGUGCACUUUCGGAAGGAUUUCGGUAUUGAGGUUAAUUUCCGUGAACUGUUAUUAAAGCAUCCUGGGAUAUUUUAUAUCUCAACUAAAGGAGAUACUCAGACAGUUUUUCUUAGAGAGGCAUACAGCAAAGGUGCUUUAAUUGAGCCCAACUCUCUCUAUAAUGUCCGAAGAAAAAUGCUGGACCUCAUGUUGCUUGGUAGGCGUAAUACCAAAGAGUUGAAGGUUGACAAAGUGAGCAUUGAGGAGAGAAGAAGCGCAGCUACAGACAAGAGUUUGGAAAGUACAACAGAUGGAGACUGGGUCAUUCCACUUUUGGAGAGAUCGGACGAUUAAAGUUGCUAUGUAGUUUGUAGCGCUGGAAGGAAGAUGCAAAGGCUCAUACAGAAGAAUUUCAAAUUCUUGUAUUGGUACAACCCCUGAAGAUUUUAGCAGCUGUGCUAGUAGUCGCUAGGUCCAACGCAUUAAAAAGAAUGAAAGGAGGAGGAGAGGAAUGACGAGCAGUCUCGAGGUCACUGUGUUGGAUGGGGAAAUCCCGAACUUUUUUGCGCGUAGAAUUAAGCCCCGAACCACCUGAAAGUAGUAAAUUUCAUUGCAUUAUGUCAAGCAAAGAAACGCAAGAAACAUAAUUGCAAAGUCAUUGACUGCUAUGUCCCAGUUUACCUCUGUAUCCGAGUUGGCUGACGCCUGUUGCUGGAGAAGAGAGAUUGAGUUAGAUCAUGGUAAUAUUUAUGGAAAAUAGGAGAAAAGUAGGACAUUGAAUCCUGUUAACUUGUGUUGCUUUGCAUGAUUCAUAUAUGAUGCAUUAAUUACCUUAUUAUGGCUCAGAUUAAUAUUUCUUUUUCGAUUUCCUUCACAAUUUUACAGUUCGAGUAUUGGCCAGUUCUCAUGUCCUUAUGUUUCCAAUAUGGAAAGAGCUCUAGUAGACUUUUAUUAGUAGCUAAGAUGAAAAGGAAUAAAACAGAGAAAAUAUAGUUGUUCGUUAAAGCUGAUAUAUCUUACGUAAGUUGAUCAGAUAAUUACAUCAUGGAAUAGCCAAGUUUUUUUGCAUCAAGAAAAGACUAAAUAUAAAGAGAAUAACAGCAUGCCUUUUUUGGGGCUGCGGUCUUACUGUUGUCUUUGGUACUGGCUUUGGAACUUCAAAGCUAGGGAUAGGCACAGUUUUGACCUGCAACAGGUUUAUAUUAGAGCUAUAAGCCUCUAAAAAUCAUAUUUUCUUUUUGUGAGCUGAUAUGAUCAAAUCUUGAUAGAAACGAAACAUACCAGGUUCCUAUAUUUGAGAUUGUAGAACAUGUUGACGUAUCUUUGCUUUGCUUGCUUCUCAGCUUUGUUUAGCAUUUUCCAGAAAGAAUACAUGCUGCCCAUAUUCAACAGUUUGUUCGCAUAGAUCUUCCAUGUGUAGCUGCACAAGAAAACAAGGAAGAAAAAAAACUAUAAAACUCUGUCUAGUUGAGUAUGAUGAUUCAGCAAUACAUAAUAUGCUUUACUGACAGUAUUGCUGUUAGAUUAAGAUAGAAUCUAGCUAUAUUGGAUUGCUAUUACCAUUCAUAUAUUCGUUGCAAACUAGCUGCUGAGACAAGAUUCCACUGUUCAUCAUCAUCUUUGCACCUCUGGAAGAAGUCAGCAAUUUUGUUGCUUGAUUCAUCUCCAUUGAGGGGAUCGAUAUGAAAGCCAGAGACUCCAUCAACAAUAAUCUCCGCUGGUCCACCUUGAUUGGUAGCAAAAGUGGGUAAUCCACAAUUCAUUGCUUCAAUGACUGUAAGACCAAAUGCUUCGUAUAGCGCAGGUUGCACAAAAGCACCUCGUGUAUCAGCAAUGCAGCGAUACAGCUCCCCAUUUCUGUAUUUGUCAGUCUGGGCAGCAAUCCAUCUAAACUGACCCUUUAAUCUGUACUUUUCCAUCAAUGUGUGCAUCUUUCUUAUUUCAGCCAUUUCUUCUCUAUCCUUUGAUUUAGAGGGAUCAAAGAAGCCUGCCACAACAACAAGGUUGACAAAACUCCUGAGUCUGUCAUUCUUGCCAUACCACUCAACCAAUCCACUAAUGUUUUUCACGGUAUCCAGCCUUGCCAUGGAGAAAAUGAUGGGUUUCUUCUUGUCUUCUAGAAAUCCUCUGUUGGAAUUUAAAAAAAAUACCAUAUAUACUGAGUAUCGAGUACAGUAACUCUUGAAUAGCUGGAUGAAAGUGCGUGAACCGUCUCUGUGCUUCUGUAAAUGGAAAGUAGACAGUUUGGUCGGCCCCAGGUGCGGUAAUGUUAAAUUUUGGAUCAAAAACAUUGAUGCCUGAAACCACCCGAUAUAGUCCUGGAAGAGUGUAUGCUGCAUGGCUUUCAUACUGGCCAGGUCUAUCUUUGCUGCAUAAUGACAAACUCCAUAUUGGUAUUUGAUAAAAUUGCUUUAUGCUUUAUAGAAUGCUGAUCAAAUUUUUACAUUAGAAAUUUCAAUACUAAAUGGAGAAUGAUCUAUGUCUGACCUUCCUGCAAUUUCUUGAUAUGUGCUUGUGAUGAUGAAAUCUGCCGAGUUCAUUGCAAUGAUAUCUGCUGUGAACUGACAUGAAAAAUGGUACUUCGGAUCCUUCUGUCUCCAGCUGACAUCUGAAUCUUCAUACUUUGUCUUUUCUAAGGCAUGUGCUAUUGUGGCCUAUCAAGACAAAAGGCUGUUAUAACUAGUCCCUACCAAACACAUACCUGUCCCCCAGUAUCUGGCAAGCCAAGAACAUUUGCUUGGCCAAAGUAACCGUGUACAGAGAAUAUCACAACAUUGAAGAUCGUUGGAAGCCUGCCAAAGAAUUUCUCCACGCUCACUGGGUCUGGUGCCUGGAGCACCUCAGAGAGAGAACGCAUGAACUCUUUAACUCUUGCUGCGGUAUCACCCCAUCCUUUCUCAAAACCCCACUCCUUGAAUCUGUUAAUAUUUUAGUAUCAGAAAAAAUUAUUUGAAAUUUCUGGCUAUGCUCACGAGGAAGUCAAACAAGAUAUACCUCAACUCGAAGUUGUGAAAUGGUGUGUCGGGUGAAAGUGAUGAAAGAAACACGUCAGCUACAACCAAUGCUGCCUGGAGCUUUGCUGGCGUGUUCAGUGUCUCAUUGAUCAUUAGUUUCUGAUGAGGUGUUCCACAAGAGGUUUUGUAGCUUCCUUAUCUGCCCAUAGUUUUGAACUCAAGAACUUCGAUAUGAAAUUCACUCCAUUUCCUAUGGAAGAAGACAGGGUAAGGUGUGGGGUAGAGUGUUCAAGUGCCCCAAAGUCCACCUCUAGUGCAUUUUCAUCUUUAGCCCUGUCAUGUUCACACAGCACAUACUUUGUUUAAGACAAUAGUUUCAGAAAUAUUGAAUUAGUUCUUCUCAAGAGAGAUUUUAUUCUACAAAAAAUACCAGUUCUCGUCAUAUAUAGUCUCUUUGAAUUUCAGGUACUCCGUUGCAUUAAUGCCUUCAACUGUGAGAUCGUGAGCAUUUACUUUAACGUAUUCCCAAUAGCCGGGACUGGGUCUUACUGCGAAGGCAACAUGAGGAGGAACAACAGCCGCUUCCUGUGGAUUUUUAGACAGCCUUUAAGUAUUAAGUAUUACCUUACAGCCCCCCCUUCCAAGAAAAUGGAUGGUAAGAAAAAAGAACAUUAGGAAUGUUUUAUACUUCCUCCAAACUUUUUAACUACAACAGUUUGACUUACUACGUUUAUUAACACACGAUUUUGUCCA